This is a messenger RNA of Gekko japonicus, 3800 nucleotides long. Its product is annotated as integrin alpha-X-like. The transcript has 30 exons. The record is from RefSeq and is a predicted model, not a curated record. Bases 33 to 3482 code for a protein of 1149 amino acids. NCBI's taxonomy places the organism in Eukaryota, Metazoa, Chordata, Lepidosauria, Squamata, Gekkonidae. Gene Ontology annotation, cellular component: external side of plasma membrane; integrin complex. Gene Ontology annotation, biological process: cell-matrix adhesion; integrin-mediated signaling pathway; cell-cell adhesion. Gene Ontology annotation, molecular function: integrin binding.
GUAUCUUUAUCCUCACCUAAGUGCUGCCAGACAUGGACAUUUUGCCUCUGCUUCUUUACCUGGGCACAGGGCUGGCGCUGUGCUGUGGAUUCAGUGUGGACGUGGAUUUGCCGACUGCCUUCCAGGUGCCAACCCGGAGCUUUGGGAGCAGCGUGGCCCAAAUCGGGAACAUGCCGUUUGUGGGGGCUCCAUUCCAAACAGGUCAAGCCAAUGAAACGGGCAAACUCUACCAGUGUGCCUACCGCACAGGUGACUGCAAGGAGAUUAAUGUCCAACGACCUGCAGACGCUGUCAACAUGUCUCUUGGCUUUUCCUUGGCUGCCCAGGCCUCUCAAGUCCUGGUGUGCGGCCCCACAGUGCAACGGGCCUGUGGGAAGAACAUGUACGUGAACGGCUAUUGUUUCCUCCUAGACCAGACUCUGCAGCAGCUCCAACGCUUUCCUGAGACCUUACCAGAAUGUGCUCCCCACCCAACCGACAUCGUGUUCUUGAUUGACGGCUCAGGCAGCAUUAGAACCAGAGACUUUAGAAGGAUGAAGGAGUUUGUUUCUAACGUCAUCACGAGGUUGUCCGGCAGGAACACGCUGUUUGCCCUCAUGCAGUUUUCGGAUGAUUUCAUGGAACACUUUGAUUUCAGAGCUGAAGACCCAGCGAGACGCGUGAUGGAUGUUGAGCAGAUUGGGGGAUGGACCCACACAGCUACUGCUAUCCACAGAGUUGUGAAUCAGCUGUUCACCCCACGUAAAGGCUCCCGUAGAGAAGCCACGAAGAUUCUUAUCGUGAUUACAGAUGGGGAGAAAGCGAGGGAUCCCUUGGAGUACUGGAAUGUGAUACCGGAGGCUGACCGAGCAGGGAUCAUCCGUUAUGCUAUUGGGGUGGGCAGGGCUUUCUCAACAACCAGAGCCCAGAAUGAACUGGACACCAUCGCCUCCAGCCCCAGCUCCGAGCACGUCUUUGCAGUACAUGACUUCGACGCCCUCCGGGGCAUCCAGGACAAGCUGCAGGACAAAAUCUUUGCCAUUGAAGGGACACAAUCCCAGAGCACCAGUUCCUUCCAGAUGGAAAUGUCCCAGGAAGGAUUCAGUGCUUUGCUGACCCCGGAUGGCCCUGUCUUAGGCGCAGUGGGAGCUUACGACUGGUCUGGAGGGGUAUUUCUAUAUCAAGGUAGCAACAGAUACCCAAGUUUCAUUAAUAUCUCCAGCACUUCUACAGAUAUGAAUGAUGCUUAUCUAGAAAGACGUGGCUUUGUGCUGGGAGCCCCCCGUUUCAACCACAUUGGCAAAGUGGUUGUGUUUGAGAAACAAGCACGAAGCCGAGAAUGGCAACUGACAGUGGAGGCCAUUGGAGAACAGGUUGGCUCAUAUUUUGGAGCAACGCUGUGUUCCGUGGACCUCGAUAGGGACUCCAACACAGACUUGGUUCUCGUUGGAGCCCCCAUGUACUAUGAUGCUGUUACAGGAGGAAGAGUUUAUGUCUGUCAUUUUAAGGAGGAAGGUCUUCAAUGCAGCACAACGUUGAAAGGGCAAGAGGGACACGUUUUUGGCCACUUCGGGGCCAGCAUGGCGGAAAUAGGUGACGUCACUGGAGACAGAUGGACAGAUGUCGUGAUCGGGGCCCCGAUGGAGGACAAGGAUAUGGGAGCCCUGUACAUAUUUGCCGGCAAAAGGACAUCGCUUAGCCUCCAGUACAGCCAGCGCAUUGAAGGCUUGCGAUUUUCCGGCGGGUUCUUCUACUUUGGCCAGUCUGUCAGCGGAGGGACGGAUCUUACGGGGGACGGCCUGCCGGACCUGACAGUGGGAAGACAAGGGCAGGUGCUCCUGCUGAGGUCUCGCCCCGUUCUGCAAGUGGGAGUGUCCGUUGUGUUCCAGCCCCCUGUCAUCCCCACCUCGGCCUUCCAGUGUCAGGGGCAGGAGCCCCAUCAGCAGGUGGCCAGUACAGUGAAGAUAUGCUUUGCUGUCACCAAGGCUACUCGGGACGCACUAGGUAACGUCUUUAGUAACCUUCAGUACGGCCUGGCCCUGGACUCCGAGAGAAGCAAGAUCCGUGCCUCUUUCAGCAAUAAAUCCCCUGUUCUGAAUGGGGGCUUUCGGACUGGCCUUGAGCAAAAAUGCCAGAAUCACCAGAUUGAAUUGCCUAUCUGCAUCAAGGAUACCCUGACCCCGAUUACCCUACGGCUCAAUUACAGCCUCCAAGGGAUGCCCAUUGCUGAAGCCCAAGGUCUGCGCCCUGUCCUGCGGGAAGGAUCCCAGCAAGUCUACAUAGCACAGCUGCCCUUUGAAAAGAACUGCGGCACUGACGGGAAAUGUGAAGACCGUUUGCAAACCUCGUUUAAUUUCUCAGGUUUGGACACUCUGGUUGUGGGCCUGACUCCGGAGCUCAACGUGAUAGCUUCUGUCCAGAACUAUGGGGAGGACUCCUACAGCACCACUCUGCGCUUCUUCUACCCAGCAGGAGUGUCGUACCGCAAAGUCACAUUGCUGCAGCCCAGCAGGAAGGUCAUGAGCGUGAAAUGCAACUCGGCUCCUGCGUCCGAAGAAGAUGCUGAGCGAAAUGCCACCUGCAACAUCAACCACCCGAUCUUCUGGAGUGGGGCAGAGGCCACCUUUGUCGCCACAUUUGACGUUUCCCUGGAUGCUGAUCUGGGGGACACUCUGCGGAUCAUGGCCAAAGCCAACAGCGAAAACGGUGGCGACGUCACUGCAGACAUGGUUCAUCAGGCAGAGUUGCCUGUCAGAUAUGCUGUCUACGUCAUUGUCACGGCCGCUGAAGAGUCUACCAAGUAUGUCAACUUCACAUCCAGUCAGGGAGAAGCCAGCGCUAGUGUGGAACAUCGAUAUGAGGUGAAGAACCUCCGUAAGCGAAGUAUCCCCAUCUUAGUCACAUUUCAGAUCCCUCAGAAGCUGAACGGGAUACAGAUCUGGAAUGUGUCUCGGGUCAUCCCCUCCAAGCUUCCACAGCCUCAACUUGCUACCUGUGUUUUGGAAAGAGAAACGGCGGGUGACCAGGAUGUUGAGGAGAAACUGAAAAAGCACCCCCUUGUGGACUGCUCAGUGGCUACCUGCAAGACAAUCCGGUGUGACAUUCUGUCCCUGAAGAUGUGGCAGCCGGUGGAGUUCACAGUCAAGGGCAACAUCAGUUUCCAGUGGGCGUCUCAGACACAACAGCAGAAACUGAUCCUAGUGAGCUCUGCGCAAAUUUCCUACGACAAUCAAAAAUAUACCCAGAAGGAGGGGUUUGUGAGCCAGCAGGUGCAGACAGUGGUGGAGCGCAUUGAGGUCUACAACUACCUGCCUGCCAUCCUUGGGGGGACCUUUGCAGGGCUUGUCCUUCUGGCCAUCAUUGCUGCAGCCCUCUAUAAGGUGGGGUUCUUCAAGCGUCAGUAUAAGGAGAUGCUGAGUGAUGCCGGGGAGGGCGACGGAGCCCCGUCCCCCGCCCAGGAAGGCACCGACUCCUCUCCCCCCGACAAAGGCAAUGUCUACUAACAGCCCUCCUGGGUCCUCUGACACUUGACCGGGGCGCUCGUGGAAGAGGACGGGGAGGAUCCCGUUUGCCCACCCAAAAAGGAUCAAAGGAGCUGUGUCCACAAAAGCCACGUGGGACCCCUGGGCUGCAGGAGGGAGGGGACCUGGGUGAGAUGGAGCCGAAAAGCUGGCUGGAUCCAGCCCCAGGACUUUGUUGCGGUAGUGCGUUGGCAGAAAUGUUGUGGCACUUUCAAACUCUGUCUUUGCAUAUGGGAAGCAUUGUGAGUGUGAUUUUUUUUUUUUUAAGUCUCACUGUGGUUAGGAGCGUGAACUCUCAUC